This is a messenger RNA of Daphnia magna, 5282 nucleotides long. RefSeq names its product DNA-binding protein D-ETS-3. The transcript is spliced from 10 exons. Gene Ontology annotation, cellular component: nucleus. Gene Ontology annotation, molecular function: DNA-binding transcription factor activity, RNA polymerase II-specific; sequence-specific DNA binding. Bases 2131 to 4065 code for a protein of 644 amino acids. Gene Ontology annotation, biological process: regulation of transcription by RNA polymerase II; cell differentiation. Lineage: Eukaryota; Metazoa; Arthropoda; Branchiopoda; Diplostraca; Daphniidae. The record is from RefSeq and is a predicted model, not a curated record.
GGUGCUUAUGAUUUCUCAUAUUAUUGCGUGCCAGUUCGUCAUUAAGUGUGUGUCGAUAUAAAAGGGGGGGGGGGGCGCGAAACAAAAAGGAGUGCUACGUCCUUUAUGGUUAGGUACACAUUGUCGCACUCUAUAUUCUUGCGACGUAAAGGGAUGGCCGGCUCAGGAGGCACACACCAUCAUGUACAUUGAGUAUGUAGCUUACGUAUAACUUAAAUGGCUGCUGCGUUAAGAGUGAAACUUGCUAAAGCGCCAGGUCGUCGUGGCUGCACUAUGUCGAGACAAGUGACCUCCGCUCAACGAGGUUGUCCGUGUUUUCCUAGGACGAUUUCAUUUCAUUAUUAAAUGCAGCGUUUGCAAUGUGUUUUCAAGCGGAAUUUUUCCUGCCCGAAAUGUAGACACUGUUCUGGUUUGUUUAGCGGGUAAGCAUCAAAAGCGCGUGCCGUUCAAUCAAACGAUCAUUAAUCGUCGUGUUACUGGGCGGAUCCCACCCAAAGCGUUUCGUUAACUUUUUUUCCCCUGUUAUGAUAUUUUUCCUGGUUAUUCGUCACUCCAUAUAUCGUACGGCUUUUUCAUUCAGUUCCCUUUUUUUUUCAUUAAAACUUUGCCGCACUCUCUAGCAGCUCUUUUCUGCUUCGGGGUAUAUAGGAAAAAUAAAAGGGAAGGGCAAUCGGAUGAAAGAGAAGAGGAACCUUGAUGGAUGAUGACAACACCAUUAAUACCACUUACAUAAGAAAAACAAGACGAUGGAAUCACGUCCCAUGCGCAAAAAAAAAUUGAACCGAAGAGUUUGCCGAAGCGAGGCCCCCAAAAACGAACGAGCGGAGAUCCGACAUGAAUUUUCAUUAAUACGGAAACAAAAGACUUUCUUUCCUCCGUUCCGAAUAUGCCGAACGAGUUUAUAGCGCAAGCGAAAUUGUUGUAGGCUUGUCCAAUGAGCAGCUUUUGCUGGAGAACAUUCGCCAACCUCUUGGGCGAAAGAAGAAAAACAAACGGAACGAGGAGAGGCGAAUGAGGAAAUGGGUGGAGGCAAAAGUGGCAUUAGGAGGAGGAGUUACCGUCGGCCGGCAGCGCAGAUUGGAGCGCCGUUGCUGCUACUGAGGAUGACGAAGGAAGAGCGGAGGGGGGACCUGCAAAUGAAGUGCAAUGGCCAAGAGAGGAGAGAAACAGAUCUGGGGAAAAAGAGAGAAGAAGAAAAAAGAUCCUUCGGAAAGGAAGAUGAAGAGAUAAAAAUGUGAGAGAGAGAGAGAGAGAGAGAGAAAAUCUGGGAAAGAGGAGGGGCCGGAGGAGGGAGUGUCGGUCGGAAGCCCGGAGCUGCAGCUAGGAAUCCGGCGGUUCUCUCUUUGCCUUGUGUGUGUCUCUGGUCUGAUGCGAAGUUUCCGUUCAAACUUCCGAGGCAAGUGGUCCCAGAUAGAUAGAAAUAGACAACGAUCCCGGCCUGCCGCCAUCCGCAACCGGCUUCUUGUCGAUUCACUCCGUUGCCCAGUGCUCAAGUCGUACCGUUCCGUGCACAUUCUUUUUCAAGUGUUGCAUAGUACGGACAACCCUUUAUCAGCUGUCCUUGUUCUUCUUCGACGCUCGUUUCUCUUUUUUUUUUUCUUUUCUUUUGUUUCAGCACUUCCUUCUCGUCCGCCUCUUUGUCGUUCACCUCCUCGUUGAGGUGAUCACGUUGAAAUUGGCUGCCAGUGUUCCAAUCCGUCCUAACAAGCUCCAACUUCCAAAGCAUUUCAAAGUGCAUCCGCAAUUUAGAGGGGAAAUGAAAUCCGCCGUGUGCUGUUGAACUAUCAACUUGCCUUUUGCCGUCUGUCGUGAAAGUGCUCGAAUUUCAAAGUGCCCGCCCUUAUAAGAAGCCGAGAAGAACCGUCUCGACAACUGUUCUUCCGGCCGCACGAUCCGGUGAAUCUCUGGCCAAGAGAGAUCCGGUCCGCAGGAAACGGAAAGUGCCGUCCAAAAAGGCACCACCUUUUUUUUCUUUUUUCUUGAUUUAUUUUAUUGUUGGGUGCGUGUACGCGUUCUGCCGAGGAACAUUUGGCAGUCGGUCGAUCUUCUCGCUAGACAACUAGAUCAUCGUUUAUUUUUGGUCGGCCAAUUUCUCUGCCCAGAAGAAACAAAAGAAACGAAUUGACGGGAAUGGAUUUCAGCAGUGGCGGACCAGCCUCGACUGGAGGCGGUAAAAACUACAACGUAACAGCGAGUCUCCACCAUCACCAGCAGAUUCAUCACGGAAGCGGCCACAAUCACCCGUCGCAUCACACGUCAUCUCAACAUGCGUUGCAUCAUCACAGCGGCGGCCAUGUCAGCCCGCCGCACUCCCAUCAUCAGCUGGGACACCAAUUGGUCGGCCAAGGUUCGUCUGCCCCGACCGCCACCGUCGUCAAAUCGGAAGAAAGUGCGGCCAACAACAGCGACAACAACAACAUGGCGACCUCCUCGACGACGAUUGCCUCGCAACAGCAGCAAACGGCCGCCCAGCAACUGGCCACGGCCGGUUUCGGUGUCAGUGCAGCGGGAGUCAAUCUUUCGGUCAAUAUCGGCGUUAACAUCACCGGUGUCACACCCGAAUCGGCCGCCGCUCCGUGGGCCACCGCCGCCGCCGCUGCCUACACAUCCAGAUUCCCGACGUUCGCCAGUCCGACCACUUUAGAGCAAUUGAAGCAAAGUAUUGAGCAACAGGCGCAACAACAUCAUCAGCGCAAUGGGGGGGGAGUCAAGAAUUUUUUGGGAGGAUCGGGUCAUGGCGGACAUCAUCACCUGCCUGUACACUCGUCGGCUAUUGGUUCUUCGGUGUCUUCCGGCUCUGUGGUGGCCUCGUCUGGCAAUCAUCACCACCACCACCAUCAUCAGACGUCUGGGACGCUGGGAGGAGGUCCGUCUCAUCAUCACCAUUCUGUGCAUCACCAUCAUCAUCACCAAAACUAUCACGCCGGAGUGGCUGUGACGGCCACAGCCGGCGGCCAUCAUCACAGCGUCGUCAAUCCGGCCAGUUCGGCCACGUCUCACUUCGCCGCUGGAUUCGCCGCAGCCGCAGUGGCCGCGGCGGCCGUCGGCUCCUUACAGCAACACGAAUCCAACGUCGGCGGCCAGCAGAACGGUCUGUUGGCAACAUCGACGACUUCCGCCAAACUCGCCGCUUCAUCCGCUUUGGCCGGCGCUACUGGCAACGUUGAAAAACGCAACAAUCAAAGAAGUAAAGCGGAGCAGUUGCAACAACAACAGCAGCAGCAACAACAACAAUCGAGUCCUUCUCAUCAAUCGAGGACGUCGCCCGAUUUCGAAUCGAAUUACAAGUCGGCCUGGACUUCACCCACCGCUUCACAGGCAUCCGGUUAUGGAUCUCACAAUACGUCGUCAUCGACAGCGCUCACAGUGGUGGCCAAGACGACGUCCAGCACGUCCACCGACAGCCAACACCUGCGUCAGUCAGAUCCGUAUCAAAUGUUUGGUGCCACCAGUAGCAGAUUGGCCAGUUCAGGUUCCGGCCAGAUCCAGCUGUGGCAGUUUUUGCUGGAGUUACUGUCCGACUCGUCGAACGCGGCCUGCAUCACCUGGGAAGGCACAAAUGGCGAGUUCAAACUGACCGAUCCCGACGAAGUGGCCAGACGUUGGGGUGAACGGAAAUCCAAACCCAACAUGAACUACGACAAACUUAGCCGCGCUUUACGGUAUUACUACGACAAGAACAUCAUGAGCAAAGUGCACGGCAAACGCUAUGCAUACAAGUUCGAUUUCCAAGGUCUGGCGGCAGCCACACAGCCGACGCCCACCGAUCCGGCCUAUAAAUACCAAUCGGACUUGUUCAUGACGUCUUACCAUGCCGCCGGAUCCAAGUUCAAUCUGGUCGGAGCUCAUUCAGCCAUGAGCUCGUCCCCAGACGUGUGUUUUAACGUUGGGGCCAUCUUUCCACCACCGUCGCCCUACUGGUCAACUAACCCCGGCGGCAAUCUCAGCGCCGCUAACCUCUAUUCCAAUAUGCCCAUGAGCGCCGGCCACGCCCUGCAGCACCACCAUCACCACCAUCCGGGUCACGUCACUUCUCAUCUCGGCUCCUAUCCGCACUACGCUUGAAAGAAAUAAGAUUAAAAAAAAACGGUUCCAGGGCAAAAAAAAAAUAAAAAAUAAACGAACUUGCAUUUUUCACCUCUUUACAUUCCUCGUCGGCCCUGUUGUCACAUUUCGAUGUUACAUUUUCUGGUGGUGAUGACGCUAUUCUAUUCGUUUCAAUUGGUGUGAUUGACUGAAGUCUGGUGUAUUUAUAUGUUAAAACGGUGCAUUUUUGGAGAUCUGAAUCGAAUAUUUUCACUAGCUGUCACUCUUUGUGUGCGUACAUGCGUGUGUACAUAGUCAAUGGCGAUUCCGAAUUUGAUGCCAACAUGUUAGGCCUGUACCUUUUUCUUCUCCCUGUUGGUUGGAAGCCGCUGCUUUCGAUUUCUGUACGUUUCCUCCCCCCCGCUGUAAGGUUCGUCCUUGCCAGUGUAAAUAGUUUGAUCUCGACCUCAUCGGUUCCCGACGGUUUUAACUUUGUUGAUAUACAAUUCAUGGUAAGACGCGCCGUAAAAGGAUGUAAUUGUUUUCACGUUCCAACUCUUUGAAUUUAGUUCCCAAAGGAAGCCAUUUGCGUCAGUAGCUGUGAAAUAUCCUUGCAAGUGUUUAAGACGAUUGUGACUGAAUCCAUAAAACGAUGUAUUAAUUAUUUAAAAAACAAACAAAAAAACUAGUCGUAAUGUUAUCGGAAAACGUGAAUAUCUAUUUAGGCCUAUACCCCCGUACAACUUGUUUUAUAUUUUGCGAUUCACGGAAGGAUGAUAAUUGAUAUGAAUUUCUGUAUGUAACUCAUUCGUUUUUGUGUGUACAUCUGCAAUGUUUUUGUUUUAUCCCCAGUCGUUCUUAAAUAUUUAGAGGGACCAGGAAGUUCGUUCCAAUUUCCGAAUCGGUUCCUUCACUAUCUCUCUAUCCCUCUGACUGUACUCUACGAUCGUGACCACUCCCUUGAUUAAUCUAGUCCCAAUUUUUGUUUCGUCACGUCUUAUAUAAACCAUUUCCAAAAUGUGUCCCUUUUGUCAUGUAACCGAAAGACAUUAAAGCCCAUCCCACCCCCCGCCCCCCUGUUUGUUUUUCAUUGAAUUCUCUGCGUGGCUAGUCACAUUUUCGUAGUAGAAUUUUUCAGUAAUACGUUUCUCAUCUACUCCCCCUUCUAUUUAAUUUCAUUUUGGUUUUCUAGCCUGAUACGUUAUUAUUAAUAUUAUUAUGUAAUCAAGGCGAUUUAUUACACUACACACACAAGA